Magallana angulata is the source of this 3078-nucleotide messenger RNA. RefSeq names its product monocarboxylate transporter 14-like. Lineage: Eukaryota; Metazoa; Mollusca; Bivalvia; Ostreida; Ostreidae. The coding region runs from base 156 to 1871 and encodes 571 amino acids. The transcript is spliced from 6 exons. Gene Ontology annotation, biological process: monocarboxylic acid transport; transmembrane transport. The record is from RefSeq and is a predicted model, not a curated record. Gene Ontology annotation, molecular function: monocarboxylic acid transmembrane transporter activity.
AUGACAUUUGACCUUUAGCCACUAGAUGUGCUGCACGCUCUAAUCAGGGCUUAUUUAAUAAGGCUACAUUUUGCAUAUCAUAAUGUGGUUAAGAAUGGUAGACUGAUGUCAGUGUGAGGGAGAUAACUCCAACUCAGCAACUCAUACAGGUCACCAUGGGUCUGUAUUCAUGGCUGGAGAAGAAGGAGGGUGGAUUCUGGGGGGUGGUGGUGGUCUUUGCAGCCUUUAUGAUACAAAUCCCGUCCUUUGGAACCGCCCAGAGUUUUGGCAUAUACAACAUGUAUCUUCUGAAAUACUUCAAAGAUGCCAGUCCAGCAGCAGUGGCUCUGAUUGGGUCAAUCAAUGUAGGCGUGUUCUUAGGCUCAGGUCCCAUUGCCACUUUUCUGAUGAACCACAUGAGUCACCGCAAAGUGGCGCUCCUUGGAGCGGUGCUUAGCUCUGCUGGUUUGAUAGCUAUGCCUUUCGCUCCAAACCUCGUUUAUAUGUAUGGAUUUUAUGGCGUUUUGUCAGGGCUUGGAUUUUGCUUGGUGUAUGUUCCCUCUCAUGUUCUCUCUGGAUUAUAUUAUGACAAACAGAGAAGUCUAGCCACAGGACUGGCCACAAGUGGAUCCGGAGUUGGAGCUAUUAUCUUCCCAUUGUUAGUGAAUUUCUUGGUGGACAAUUUCGGCUGGAGAGGGUCAUUUUAUAUUAUUUGUGGACUCUGUAUGCAGAAUAUUAUAUUUGCCGGUUUGCUGCGGCCAGUUCCGAAAAAGUUACUGAAGAGAUAUCAAGAGGAGGCAGAAAAAGAAAAGGAUGGUGUCCAUGAUGAUGUGGAAGAUGGUGCAGAAAAAUCACAAAGUCAAAAGAGAAGUUCUGCAUCUGCCAUCCAGCUUCUUCCAGCAUCAUCCACUACAGAGAAAAUGAACAAUGGAGAGGAACCCUCCAAAAAAUCAGUACCUCCUUUAUCUGAACAAGAUAUCUCUUUAGACCUGACCACUCAAGAAAGUCCUACACCGAAUUCAAAUUCCGAAAACUUGGAGCAGACUGCAACAGAGAGAGAGACAGAAGCCAAAGCCAAACCAAAAGAUGAGGAGGCUACUUCACCUCCAGGUAGUCCAAAUAAAUUAGUGAAGCAGGAGAGUUCCGAUAAUGAAGAAGCUGCGUUUUGCAAGAGCAAUAACACCUCCAGGGAUAGCCUUAAUGAAGUGGAGAAGUUGGCGCUAACAAAAAAGAGCACUUGCUCCAUUCUUUGUGACUAUGCCUUCAUCAUAUUCUUUGCCAACAACAUUUUCUGGAACAUGGGAGUAGUGAUCAUUUUACUGUUUGGACCCCAGUAUAUGCUGUUCGUGGGGCUAGAUGAACAAGCCUCUGCCUUGAUAUUCAGCAUUGGAGGCAUCGGAGCAUUUAUUGGCAGCAUACUUGGUGGCUUACUGGGAAAUGUGAAGAACUUGCGGCUGGAUCUGGCUUACAUAGUCAUAACAGUGUUAACGGGAAUUACAUGCCUUAUAAUUCCUUUUCCAAUGUUUCAUUCCUUUGCUGGACUCGUCUCUCUGUACGUUGUGUUUGCUGUGAUGUCCAACAUGAUUGCUGGGUUGUUGAUCGUUGCUGUGGCAGCCAUUGUUGGGGCUGAUGCAAUAGGAACUGGGAUGGGCUACAUUAUGCUGGCCAACGGCAUUGGGAGCAUAGUUGCUCCUCCCCUUAUUGGAUGGGUGUAUGAACUAACUGGCAGCGCAGAUGUGGCGUUCUACAUUGGGGGGUCUUUCAUCAUAUUAGCUGGAUUAUUGAUCAUCCUAAUUCCAGUAAUAGACCACUUCUACAAUGAGGAAGCGAAACCCACUGGAAAGAAACCUGAGAAAAUUCAGAAAGAGUGUCUUAAUGUCUACUGCAUGUAAUUAAAAAAAAUAUCACUAAUUAUCUUUCAUAUGUAUAUGUAUAUUUUAUACAUUGUUUACAAUUUACUUUUAAAAAUAAUUUUGUCAUAAAUACUGGCAUUUAUUAUAUAUUUGGUCAACCUUAAAAAUUCAGAAAGAGUGUUUUAAUGCCUUUCACUGUUAUUUACAUGGUGUCAAAAAAAUGAAACUGUUGAGCUUUACAGUCUUUAACAUUUACAUCUUGUAUUUAUAAAUGAUUUAAUUACUUUUCAAAUCUUUUUAUGAACACUGGCAUUUAUUAGUACAUAGAUACAGGUCUGGUUUUUUAUUUAUAUAUCUUAUAUGUUUUUAAAUUUAAUUCAAUCAUUGUUAUACUUGUACAUAUGCAUGCCAAGAUAAUUUUGAAAUUUAAUACAUGUAAUUAAAUUGCCACUUUUUUAUUUUAUUCUAAAAGUUUUAUUAAGUAUUACAAAAGUUCCACAAAACCGGUGAAUUUUGUAUCGUUUAUGGGACUUUCAUAUUUUAAUUUAUGCAAGGUAUAAUUGCUUUGCUUUUGAACUGAUUUAUACUAUGUUAUACAUUCACUCAUUACAAUUCAAUCUAGUGUCUUGGAGUCUUGCCAUCCAGGAACUUUUUAUUUGAAUGAAUUGUUGUCCGAAAAUAUAAAAAAUUCAGGUGCACAGUUAAAUCAAAAAAAUUUGUUAUAAUAAUAAUUUAAAUUAUAGAUUUGUAUCAACGCUCCUUUACAAUACGGUCCAUUAAGUGUAGUGCUGUGUAGAGGAGCCGUUUUAAAAGUCUUAUUUUAGAUUAGAUUUGUUAGUAAUUUUUAUGGAUAGUUAUUUUGUCAAAAAUUUGUUCAGAGUUUUUGGUGGAUUGCUUCUAUGUAUCAGACUGUGUUGGAGAUGUUUAUUUGUCUGGGCAAGUUCCCACGUAAACUAAGCAACAAGGAAUAUUUGAUUUCACAGUUGUGUAUUUUUCACUACCUAUUGAAACUCCUUCACUCAACUUGAAGCAAUAAAAAUUGUUAUCAAUCUAUUUUAUAUAUAUAGUCAUAUUAUAUUGUACAUGUUAACUUUGCUAUUUAGAAUCAAUGUUGUAUGUGUGAUAUAUGCACUUCUAUUUACUGGUAUAUGCUUAUGUUUUAUAAAGUAAAAUAUAUCUUAUUUAUAAAUACAAUACAUUUGAAAACUCAGGGAUUUUUGAUGGAAAAAAAAAUAAACUCACACCA